Molecule: messenger RNA, 2134 nt
Organism: Daphnia carinata
Lineage: Eukaryota; Metazoa; Arthropoda; Branchiopoda; Diplostraca; Daphniidae
Gene: Nup75
Product: nuclear pore complex protein Nup85-like
Exons: 7
Coding region: 145-2061 (638 amino acids)
Biological process (GO): positive regulation of DNA-templated transcription; mRNA export from nucleus; protein import into nucleus
Cellular component (GO): nuclear pore outer ring
Molecular function (GO): structural constituent of nuclear pore
Source: RefSeq, a predicted model, not a curated record
CGUAGGAGAUUUCGAAGUCGAAGUUCAGAUUUAAGAUAUUUUCUUGUGGAUUUUGUCUGUAGUAUACCGGGCAAUACCGGUUACCAAUUGUAUGUAAAUCUACACACGAUUUUAGAAGCUGCCAGUCUUGUAUCUCAAUUCAAAAUGCUUGAGCCCAUUGGAAUCCCUGACAGCACAUUUAUCCAAAAUAAAAAUAUUGGACUUAGCUGGGGCUAUGGUAACAACUUGGUUGCAUUUCCUACUGAGUUUUCUCAAUCCAUCACAUUGGCAGGUGUGCCUUGUUCUAGGAAGAAUUUGUUUGUGAUUUCGUGGGAGCGCACCUUGUACAAUCCUUUUGUUCGUAAACUUGUUAAUGAAUCUUGUGGUGCAUUUAUUGCCAUCCAAGCUAGAGUUGGUAAAAGUCUAUCUGAGCUUAUUCAGUCCAGCCAUCAGUAUCGCUGCAUUAUCAAUGCUUGCAUUGAAGAUUUGAAUCAAGCUGCUGAUCUUGCAGAAACUAAUGAAACUACUCAAGCAAUUCAAGAAAUGAGUGAAAUAUUUUACAAAGCUGAAUUGGUGUGGAACUUGUGUGAAAUCAUGUAUCUUGAGAAUCCACUUGGAAUUCUUCCACAUCUUCUUGAAUGGAUUCGCAUUCACUUCCCAUUUGCUGUGGAGGAAACUGGAACAGUAUUAUUAUCUCCUAAUCCAGCACAGCAUGAUAACUACUGGAAAGCCCUUUAUGGAUUGGUGUUCCAGUUGCGUAUAGACAGUGCUAUUAAAUUAUUAAGAAUUCAUUCUAGUUUCCAAACUGAUGCUUUCCAAAGUGCCUUUGAAUUGCUGAAGAAGAUGCCAGUUUUCAGUAUGAAUUCGCCUGUUUCUGCUCCCGAAUUUACUUUUCGAUGGAAUCAUUGGAAGGAAGAGUGUGAAUCUCGAAUUCAAGCUGGAGAUUUCUUCGAUUCGCAAGAUUUACAGCUUCUUAUGGAGAUACUUUGCGGGAAAGAAGAAGCAUUUGAUACGGUUGCUGAUUUCUUCGAAACCUGGUACCAGCGAAUGAUAACUCAGUUGACGUUCACACAGCCUACGAUAAGUGCUGCAUCACUGGGCGAUCAAGCAGACCAAUUUUUAUCCGCCUUUACUGGAUUUGGUGAUUUGUCGCCUUUAGAUGCAACCCUUUUAGCAGUUCUUCGACGGGACACACGUAAAGUAAUAGGUGAAAUGUAUGGUGUUUUGGACAACUCGUGGUUUACCGCUCAUCUUGCUGAUUUAUUAUACCAUGCGGGGGCGCUUCAGUCGUUUGAAGACAUUAAUUCUCUACAACUGAGAGAAACUUUGCUUCGGGACUAUGCCAUUUGUCUUUUCAGCCACCAAUCGUUGUGGUCCGUUGGCGUCCUCUAUCUCGACCAUUGUCCGACAUUCGGUUCAGCAACGCUCGAACACUUGCUUACACGUCUUCCAUGUCAAUCGGAAUUAAAGGCCUCAAAAUUGAUAGCGGUUGCCGAACGACGAAAAUUAACGUCAGUUGUAACCUCAGUUUGUCGCGUUAUGGGACGGCAUGCCUUGAAAAACGGGCGACUUGGUGCAGCAGUCGCUUGGGCUGUGCGAGCGCAAGAUGCACCUCUGGCUACUUAUGCGGCGGAUGCCGUUCUAGAACGCUACCUUCAGGAUUCAGACUUCACUUCAACGGACUUGCUAGACUCACUGGGGGCUGGACUUCUGGCAAGCGACCGUUUGGCGUUCCUCGGAAAAUACAGAGAAUUUCAUCGACUGUAUAGUGCAAAUGAUUUCCAUUCAGCAGCGAACCUUUUGAUCUCUUUGAUUUCCUCACGCAUCGCUCCAAAAUACUUUUGGGCAGUAUUGCUUAUGGAUGCGUUACCAUUACUAGAAACCAAUCCACCAGUUUUUACAUCAGAGCAGACCUACGAAUUAAUGCAAAGUCUACAAGAGUUAACAUCUUCUUUCCAAGACGACGCCGAACCCAUACCUCAUCCAAAUUGCCAACUCAAUUCAGAUAAAACUAUGUUGAUAACAUUGGCACUAAGUCGUAAUUUGGCGAAAUGUUUCGUACAACAAACAGGUUGUGAUUAAUGCAACCGAUGUACCUAUUUUGCCGCCAUCCGUGUAUAAGCUCGAUUACACAAAUAUCGUAUCUUAUGAAAAA